Cuscuta europaea is the source of this 1053-nucleotide messenger RNA. The record is from the annotation of a GenBank genome assembly. Lineage: Eukaryota; Viridiplantae; Streptophyta; Magnoliopsida; Solanales; Convolvulaceae.
GGUUUGAUCUAUUUAAAUGUAGGCUAUUGUGUUUUGGAUUGGUUGGGAAGUGGGAACUGAAAAUCAGUCAAGUAAACCUAACUCAGCCUUAACUUAUGAUCUACCCCGAAUUCCGUCUUCUUAAAUCUUCCCCACACUACAAAUCAACCGUAUAAACUUCUCAUACAGACCUUCAAUAGGCAAACAAUGUCAGGAAAAGAAGUUCGAGAGUACACUAAUCUCCCCGACCCUAAAGACAAGAAGUGGGGGAAAAACAAGGACAAAAUAGAUGACGAGGAAAUUACUUUCCAGCGCAUGGUUGCCAAGAUGCAAGAUGUAGCUGGAGAACGUGGAGGCUAUCUCCAUGGACGGGGCGCCCUGGACAGUGAUGACUUGCUUUAUCUCAAGGAGCAGAUGGAAGCCGAGGAGGAUGCAGAACGCCUCUUGAGGCGCACUGAAAAACGUGCUUUUGCAGCAUUCAAAAAAAGCUGUAGCGGAUUCUUCACCAGCUACUUUACCCCUUCCACUUCGGGUUGAGCCAAAGGCAAAAAGUGGGAUCAGGCAACAAGAUUUACUGAAAAGGGUGAUUGAAGUCAAACCUAAACGGCAUCGAGUCUCUUCAACAACAUAUGCUUCUCCUAACAGGCUUGAUACAGAAUCCAAUAAAAAGCCAUCAGCUACACUGAAUAACGAUGAAGAAACAAGCAAAGGGAAGGCGGAAAACCCAGUUACCACCUUGUUAGCUGCAUAUGAGAGUUCAGAUGAAGAAGACUGAUUAGUCUGGUGUAUGAUGAGUCAUGUUUAAUCAGUGUAGAAGCAUCGCGCAUUAAAAUUAUUUAAACACUUUGGCUGACUUGUUUUUAACAGAGUUGGCAUAGUAAUUCAGUCUUAUGUUAUCAGUUUUCCCUUAGUCCGCCCUAAAUUUGUGUAUUUACAUUGAAGGGAAGAUAAUGCGCUGACGACUUCAACACAGAGACCCUGUUAUUUGUCAAUUAAAUGAUAAUGUAUAUUGACAAUUUAAGUUGUUAGCUUGUGAAUGGGAGAAGUCCAUAGUUUAUUACUUCAAUAUGUUCG